Molecule: messenger RNA, 3104 nt
Organism: Calypte anna (Anna's hummingbird)
Lineage: Eukaryota; Metazoa; Chordata; Aves; Apodiformes; Trochilidae
Gene: ABHD6
Product: abhydrolase domain containing 6
Exons: 11
Coding region: 376-1389 (337 amino acids)
Source: RefSeq, a predicted model, not a curated record
UUGCACCCAUCCCCAUUAUAUGCCCCAUUGCGUUCCUGCUGCAGCUCACUUCCCCCCUCACUUGCACCUCAUUUCACUCCUUCUUGCAACCCAGUUGCAUCCCCUCUGCAUUCUGCCUUCCUCUCCUGCCCCGCACCGCCGCGCUGCAUCUCCGCCUCGCCGCUGCGCUGCGCCCCCGCGGAACCGCCCAAGUACCGGAGCGGAGGGAGGGCGCAAACGGAGCCGCCGCGUUCACCGCUUCGCACUGCCAUUGCGGCCCGGCCCGGCAAGGAUCGGCACGUGUUUUCAGACGCUGCCACCACGCACAGCGAGCAGGACCUGGGCUGAGAGGAGGAGGGGAUCACUGCAAAGUGAGGCUGGGCAGUGAAGAGAAGGAUGGACCCAGAUGUGCUGAACAUGUUUGUCAUCGCCGGUGGCACCCUGGCCAUCCCCAUCCUGGCUUUUGUGGCCUCCUUCCUCCUCUGGCCCUCGGCACUUAUCCGCAUCUACUACUGGUACUGGCGCCGAGCCUUGGGUAUGCAGGUUAGAUAUGCAAACUACGAUGACUACCAGUUUUGUUAUUCAUAUAGAGGGAGACCUGGAUAUCGGCCAUCCAUCCUGAUGUUACAUGGGUUCUCAGCCCACAAAGACAUGUGGCUGUCCAUAGUCAAGUUCCUGCCAAAGAACCUGCACUUGGUGUGUGUUGACAUGCCCGGGCACGAGGGCACGACCCGCUCCGACUUGGACGAUUACUCCAUUAGUGGGCAAGCAAAGAGAAUACACGAGUUUGUGGAGUGCAUCAGGCUGAACAGAAGGCCCUUUCAUCUGGUUGGCACGUCAAUGGGGGGAAAUGUUGCUGGUGUCUAUGCUGCUCAGUACCCAGAAGACAUUUGCAGCCUGACCCUCAUCUGUCCUGCAGGCCUACCAAGUACCACUGACAGCAAGUUCAUUAAGCAGCUUCGGGAGAUGCAGGAGUCCAAAUGCAUCGACAGGAUCCCAUUAAUUCCCUCGACACCUGAGGAGAUGUCAGAUAUGCUGAAACUCUGCUCCUAUGUUCGCUUCAAGGUGCCACAACAGAUCCUCCAGGGCCUGGUUGACGUGCGCAUCCCUCACAAUGACUUUUAUCGGAAAUUGUUCUUAGAAAUCGUGGAUGAAAAGUCCAGGCACUCUCUUUAUGAGAACAUGAGCAAGAUCAAAGUGCCAACACAGGUCAUCUGGGGAAAGCAGGACCAGGUCCUUGAUGUUUCUGGUGCCAGUGUUUUAGCAAGCAAUAUCCCAGACUGCCACGUGUACAUCCUGGAAAACUGCGGGCACUCGGUGGUGGUGGAGCGGCCCCGCAAGACAGCCAACCUCAUCCUGGAGUUCCUGGCACUGCUGCACAGCAUGGACAACAACAAGAAGCAGGCAUGAGCGUGGCGGGGAGCCAGGUGCCCAUGCCAGGCCUUUUAAAUUGUAAAGUACUGCAGCUUUGAUAAGUUCUCAGGGAUCUUGUACGAAUCGGGGUGAAUGUGCCAAAGUCCCUGAGGAAGGCAGAAUCACUGAUACUAAAACUGUAGCACCACUGGCAUAGCGAACUAGGGGUCAUUGAGCAACCUCCGUAGAUACAGGAACGGAAGCAGAGUCUCUCCAUUUUCUACUUAGACGUAAAUUAGAAACAAUCUGAAAUCACCCAGCGCUAGCCAUGCCGUGUGCUGAAGCUCCUUAUGCAGCCGCCCAUCCCACCUGAGUUACCGGCACGUAGUUGUUAAUGACUUUUACCUAAACUAUGUAAGAAGUGUAGGAAGGAGGAAACAUCCUGGACAGAGACUUACACUAUUUCUACUACUUAGAGUCCGUCGCGUUGCAUGCUGCUGUGCUGUAAGAGAACCCCAGUGCUCCAGGCGUCUGCUUGAGUGCUCUUUGUAUAACUCCUUAACUUGUGAUUUAUGCAGAAAACAACAGAAAACUUCAUGCGUGGAAGUCCAAUGACUCGAUGUGCAAAAAUGUUUACACUCUGAGUGGGUUUUUUCAAAUCCUCACACAGCUCCUGUGUAUGUGUAAUGCCUUAAUGUUGCCCAGGGUACGGUGUCUGUGCACAGCCUGCCUUGCCCGGGGGAUGGUUCCCCCUGAGGGUGAACACAGCGAGUGAAAACUUGGGGUCCAGACAGCAAAAAGCUGAAAACCUCCCAGGGCAAUGCAGUCCCCGAGCCCGAGUCAGCAAUAAAGGUGUGAGUCAGCAAACUCGGGUGAACUCAUCUCAGCUCUCCUAUCGCAUUGCUCUGCCGAACACCUGGAUGUAAAUAAUGACUUUCUUAAUGAAUUCCAUGAAUUCUGCGAACGCUGACUUCACUGAAACCAGGGGUGAGGGGUGGGAGAAGGCUGUCUGUGGCACUGGUGGGAGGGUUGUGGGCUCCUGGGCUGGCUGGGUGGCCAGGAGUGGGACACUUGCCUACCAGGCACUGGGUGGUGGCAUGGGAAGGUAUGGUGUGCUUCUGUGUCCUCUCAGUGAUUAAAACUCCUGACUGUGUGAAAUUAGAGACAGAAAUGGGCAGGGCAGACAAGCUAUGCUUUGCAGCCUGCAAGGUGAUGUAUGGGGAUGGGCCCUACUCCCUCCCCCCCUCAAGGUGUGGUCCCUCACCAUGUGUCCCAGGGAGAGCGGGUUGGUCCUGGUCUGGGCAGGACCAGGGGCUACUGGAGGGCAAGGUGGUGUCAUCUCAAAGGCAAAGCAGCAGAUGACUGGCCAUCAUCCCUAGGUCACCCCCAGACCUCCUCAGGGGCUGAUACCAGGUGCUGUGGGACCCCCCUACAGAUGGGGUAUGCAUGCUGUUGGUGCUGACUGCCAUCUUCUCCAUGUCUUUCCAAGGUGUAUCCCAAUUUAUAAUUAUAUCUGAAACUAAUGGUCAUCUUCUCCACUCUUUUUAAGGGAAGAAACAUGGUUCUUUUAGAAAAUUAGAAAUUUGCUGUUGAUUGCUUGGUUAUUGUUUCUACUACAGGAGUUGAUUAAAAAAAAUAAAUUAAUUGCUGAUAGUUUUAUGUGGUAAAAGUCAGAAAAAGUUCAUGGGUAUCUCUAUGGUUUCUCAUACACCACAGAUUGCUGUAUGCAAAGAAUUUAUAUGGCUAUUAAAAUCUAGUGAUUUAAGGAGUCC